AGUAAUUAAUAAUUCUUAUUUUUUUUUUUACCAAAAAUAUUAAAAUUCUGAAUGGAAAAAAGAAAAUUUAAAAUAUUAUAAAAGCAGAGGGAACAUGGAACAGUGGAAAAAGAGAAAGAAAAGGGACUUCAAUCAGAGACAGAGACUCAGAGUCACAGCAGCAAAAACCCAUUAAACUUGCAGUCUCUUCUCCUUCUUCUUCUUAUUCUUCGUCAGUUGUAUCUCUCGUUCUCUCACUGUAAGUGAAAGAAGAAAGACAAUGUUCACUGAUAGAUGGGUUCGAGAGGAUUUUCGUGAAUCAGUAAUGGACAAAAAACUUCUUUAUAAAGAAAUGCCCAGUGCACCUCCUAUCAGUUCUACUGUAAACAUGGAACAAAGGUUUGAGAAAAUUUCAGCUUUUAGCGCUAAUGGUAUACCUCAUAUUGCAAAUUUGAAUAGUCAUGUAGCCAUAGAUAAACCAAAAUCAGCAAACUUUGUUUAUUCUAGCAACACUGUACUGAAUGGAACUGGCAAUGGUAUUCCUGACCCAUCUGAAAGGUUUGCAGCUGGCAAAGAAGUUAAUGUACCUACAAGUUCUUUACCAGCUCGCCUCCCCACAUUUCAUGCAAGUGCACAAGGUCCUUGGUGUGCUGUGAUUUCCUAUGAUGCAUGUGUUCGCCUAUGUCUUCACUCAUGGGCCAAAGGUUGUGCCGAAGAUGCUCCCUACUUCUUGAGUGAUGAAUGUGCAUCAUUGCGCAAUUCAUUUGGUUUACAGCAAGUAUUGUUACAAUCAGAAGAAGAACUUUUGGCAAAACGAUCUUCAGAGUUGAUAAGUGAGGGAGCUGCCCCAAAAUCUAAGAAAACUUUUGGCAAAAUGAAAGUGCAAGUACGUAAAGUGAAAAUGGGUUUAGAACCACCUGCUGGCUGCAGCUUUUCAUCUUUAAAUCCAUCUACACUAAAACUCGAACCACUUCGUCAACAGUUGUCAAUUUUAAAUUCUACAUUACAUACUGGGUGGGAAGCUGUAAGGAAAGUUCGUGUGACUCCUCAUAUUCCUCCAAAUGGUUCUAUUUCACAACAAAGUUUGGCAUACAUGCGUGCAAGCACUCAGUAUAUCAAACAGGUCUCUAGGCUCUUGAGACAUGGAGUGACUACUUCGCGCAACAGCCCCUCUCCAUAUGAAGUGGAGCAAGAGACAUACACGUGCAUGAUGAGGUUGAAAAGUUCUUCCGAAGAGGAUUCAGUUCGAAUGCAACCAGGAUCUGGUGAAACUCACAUGUUCUUUCCAGAUAAUCAUAGUGAUGAUUUGAUCAUUGAAGUUCAAGAUUCUAAAAUACGGCAUUGCGGCCGUGUCCUUGCCCAAGUGGCUGCUAUUGCUGAUGACCCUGUAAGACAACUAUUUUAUCCAUUUCUAAGUGUUAAGAAGUCAGAUAGUGUACUAGAAGUUUUAAACAAUGAUUCAAUGCAGAGUGACAAGCUCCGGUGGUGGCCCAUAUACCAUGAACCAGAGCAUGAACUCGUUGGCAGAAUACAGUUGUACAUAAACUAUUCAACUACUCCAGAUGAAAGUAAUCAUCCCAAGUGUGGUUGCGUUGCAGAAACUGUGGCAUAUGACUUUGUCUUGGAAGUUGCAAUGAAAGUUCAACAUUUUCAGCAAAGAAAUUUAUUUCUACAUGGUCCAUGGAAGUGGCUAGUGGCUGAAUUUGCAUCUUACUAUGGAGUUUCAGAUGCAUACACCAAAUUAAGAUACCUUUCCUAUAUCAUGGAUGUGGCUACACCCACUAAGGACUGUCUUGACUUGGUAUAUGAUCUGCUAGAACCUGUUAUCAUGAAGGGUAAGAGGAAGAGUGUUUUGAGCCAUCAAGAGAAUCGCAUCCUUGGAGAGGUUGAGGGUCAAAUUCAACAGAUUCUUGUUCUAGUUUUUGAAAACUACAAGUCACUUGAUGAAGAAGCACCAUCUGGUAUGAUGGAUAUUUUUGGUCCUGCCACUGGAUUGGCAGCUCCUGCAUUGACACCUGCUGUCAAACUAUACACCCUCUUGCAUGAUGUAUUAAGUUCUGAAGCACAGUUGAAGUUUUGCAAAUAUUUUCAGGCUGCUGCCAAAAAAAGGUCAAGAAGGCAUGUGGUUGAGACAGAUGAAUUUAUAAGCAGUAAUGAGGGCACGUUGAUGGAUCCCAUGAUGCUUUCAACUUCUUAUCAAAAGAUGAAAUAUCUUAUUUUAAGUAUGAGAAAUGAAAUAUGCACCGACAUUCAGAUCCACAAUCAGCAUGUGUUGCCAAGUUUCAUAGAACUUCCAAGUCUCUGCGCAUCCAUAUACAGUGUGGACCUGUCCAGUAGAUUGCGCACAUUUCUUGUUGCAUGUCCUCCUCCUGGCCUUUCACCUCCUGUUGCUGAACUGCUUAUUGCAACAGCAGAUUUUCAAAAAAAUCUUGCGUCUUGGACCAUUAGUCCUGUGAAAGGUGGAGUUGAUGCAAAAGAGUUGUUCCAUUCAUAUAUAACCCUCUGGAUUCAAGACAAACGUCUUACCUUGCUGGAGUUGUGCAAACUAGACAAGGUAAAGUGGUCUGGUGUCAAAACACAACAUUCAACAACUCCUUUCGUUGAUGAGAUGUAUGCGCAACUGAAGGACACACUGAAUGAAUAUGAAGUAAUAAUUUCUCGUUGGCCAGAGUAUAUUGUCAUCUUGGAGAAUGCUAUUGUAGUUGUUGAGAAGGCAAUUAUUGAAGCUUUGGAUAAGCAGUAUGCUGAUUUCUUAUCACCAUUGAAGGAUAGUCUUGCACCAAAGGUCUUUGGCCUCAAAUAUGUUCAAAAGUUUGCCAAACGAACAGGGGAAAUUUAUUUUGUCCCUGAUGAGUUGGGGGUUCUUCUGAAUUCCAUGAAAAGGAUGCUGGAUGUCCUACGGCCCAAGAUAGAAAACCAGAUGAAGUCAUGGAGUUCUUGCAUCCCUGAUGGCCUAGAUACAGUCUCAGGAGAAUGUCUUAGUGAAAUUACAGUGCUGCUCAGAUCCAAAUUCAGAAGUUACCUUCAAGCAAUUUUGGAAAAACUUGUAGAGAAUACAAAGAUGCAGAGUGCAACAAAACUGAAGAGCAUAAUCCGAGAUUCGAAGGAAACUUUGGUGGAGUCAGAUCUAAGGAACAGAAUGCAGCCUUUGCAAGGUCUUCUUAUAAAGACAAUAGAUCAUUUACAAUCUGUUGUUGAACCUCAUGUGUUCAUAGCCAUUUGCCGAGGUUUUUGGGAUCGCAUGGGACAGGAGAUACUACGCAUUCUGCAAAAUAGGGGAGAGAAUAAUUCCUGGUAUAAAGGCUCACGAAUUGCUGUUUCUAUCUUGGAUGACAUUUUUGCAUCACAGAUGCAGCAAUUGCUUGGAAAUGCGCUACAAGAGAAAGACUUGGAGCCACCAAGAUCUAUAAUGGAAGCACGUUCAGUGCUUUGUAAAGAUGCUAUAAACAACCAGGACAACAACUACUAUUAUUAGAUUUUUUGCUACUGUACAUACAGAUUCACAUCAUUGUUUUGGCUUAAUAUUUUUGCGUUGAAGAAGGAAUGGUGCAAAUCAGAGUUGAAAAGACCACAGACUACCACAGCAACAGUUUUGGAUGCACAGAAUGAAGUUGUCAAUGUAAAGAUUUUACCAUCACCAUAGCCUCUGUGGUGUAUUUUCCCCAAUGAAUGUAAAAUUAUGGGUACCCCAUUGCAAUCCUUCUGAAUUACAGUUGAGAUUGUUAUAUGUGAAAUAUCUCUUUUUUUUUUUUU
Messenger RNA from Hevea brasiliensis (rubber tree), 3732 nucleotides. RefSeq lists its product as uncharacterized. NCBI's taxonomy places the organism in Eukaryota, Viridiplantae, Streptophyta, Magnoliopsida, Malpighiales, Euphorbiaceae. The record is from RefSeq and is a predicted model, not a curated record. The transcript is spliced from 21 exons. Bases 260 to 3454 code for a protein of 1064 amino acids.